This is a messenger RNA of Neogale vison (American mink), 727 nucleotides long. It is a transcript of the gene SELENOH, whose product is annotated as selenoprotein H. Lineage: Eukaryota; Metazoa; Chordata; Mammalia; Carnivora; Mustelidae. The record is from RefSeq and is a predicted model, not a curated record. The transcript has 4 exons. Gene Ontology annotation, cellular component: Golgi apparatus.
ACGCGCUGCGCAGCUAGGGAGACGCUUUGUUCCGGCGGCGGGCUUCCGGGCCGGUGGUUUGGAGCUGGGAGCGGUGUGGGUCGGACCCCUAUUCGCGCCCAGGCCGGCUCGGCUCCCGGCAGGUCUCCGGGCGCCAUGGCUUCUCGUGGGAGAAAGCGGAAGGCCGAGGUGGCGGUGGUCGCGGCGGCGGCCAAACAGGAGAGACCAGCGAAGGCAGGGGAGGCGACCGUCGUGAUCGAGCAUUGCACGAGCUGACGCGUCUACGGGCGCAACGCCGCGGCCCUGAGCCAGGCGUUGCGCCUGGAGAGCCCGGAGCUUCCGGUGGAGGUGAACCCUGCCAAGCCCCGGAGGGGCAGCUUCGAGGUGACGCUGCUGCGCCCGGACGGCAGCAGUGUGGAGCUCUGGACUGGGAUUAAGAAGGGGCCCCCACGCAAACUGAAGUUCCCGGAGCCUCAAGAGGUGGUGAAGGAGCUGAAGAAGCACCUUUCAUAGGGUGUUUUGGAUAGAAGUCCUCAACGCUGAGCUUCCUGUCUCUGGUGAUGUUGGAGCAUUUAUGAUGGAACAUGGCCAAACUUUAGUCAUGUACCUGAAUUCGUGGUUUCUUCCCCUCCAGAAAGGAUGGUUCACUUGUGAGGCAACCCGCUAGUAAGGCAUUGAACAGUUCUUGGAUUUGGUUCAAUAAAAGUUGAAAUAAAGUGUUUGAAUAAUAAAGUAAAACUUAAUCUUA